Molecule: messenger RNA, 383 nt
Organism: Plectropomus leopardus (leopard coralgrouper)
Lineage: Eukaryota; Metazoa; Chordata; Actinopteri; Perciformes; Serranidae
Source: RefSeq, a predicted model, not a curated record
GCGUGUGUGUGUGUGUGUGUGUGUGUGUGUGUGUGUGUGUGUGUGUGUCUGUGUUGUCGUAGCGACGAGCCAGUGGCAGACAUUGAGGGUCACAGUGAGCGAGUGUCUCGGGUGUCGUGGCAUCCCUCAGGGAGGUUCCUGGGAACAACCUGUUAUGAUAACUCGUGGCGUCUCUGGGAUCUGGAGGUUCAGGAGGAAAUCCUCCAUCAGGAGGGUCACAGCAAAGGAGUCCACGACCUUCACUUCCACCCCGACGGCUCUCUGGCUGCUACUGGAGGACUGGAUGCGUUUGGCAGGGUGUGGGACCUUCGGACGGGACGCUGCGUUGUCUUCCUGGAGGGACACCUGAAGGAGAUCUACAGUGUGCACUUCUCUCCCAACGG